This is a messenger RNA of Patella vulgata (common limpet), 1881 nucleotides long. RefSeq lists its product as uncharacterized. The transcript is spliced from 4 exons. Lineage: Eukaryota; Metazoa; Mollusca; Gastropoda; Patellidae. The record is from RefSeq and is a predicted model, not a curated record. Bases 163 to 1014 code for a protein of 283 amino acids.
GUCUUAUUUCGAGCAGACGACACACAGACGUCACUUCAACUACUACCUGUUGUGAAUGUACAAUGAGGAAGUUUGGUAUUUAGUCGUCUUGACUUUGCUAUGUUGAGUAACAGAUUUUAUAUACAGACAUAAUAGUGGGAGAUUUCCGUGUAACGAUCAAGCAUGUUUUCUUUAACCAGAAGGAGUAAACGUCCCUAUUUAUUAUGUCUAGCCCUUGUUUUGUUAUUCCUGGUGUCAGCACAACUCAGCCUUAAGUCAUCUUCCAAAACAAUACGUGUUAGUGACCCAGAAAAUUUCGGUGCUCUAUUUGGUUCUGGACACAGAAAUAGUUUUUUGAAAAUGCAAAACUACCAUAAUAUGGCGAUGGAUGAUCCGGAAUUGCUGAAACUAGUGAAAUCCUCGAUUUUUCAAUAUCCUUCAAGCUCUACUUACAAUUUGAGCGACACAUCAAUAAUGGAUUUUUCAAGAGGUCAAAGCCGUAACAUUGACAAGGCAAAUGGCCAAAAGGAACGGGGUUAUUUUGUUGAUAUUGGUGCUGGCAAUGGAGAAACAGGAUCCGUAUCUCUAUAUUUUGAACGUGAAAGACACUGGACGGGUUUGCUGAUAGAGCCUAGUUUAGAGUUGUAUAACCAAAUGAUCAAUAAACAUCGCCAGGCUGUAACGGCUAACGUAUGCGUUAGGAUAAAUGCCACUUUGGAUGGCAGAUUUUUAAAAGACCCAACCACUACAAACGUGACACCAUGUUUAUGGUUAAAAACGUUACUAGAGGCAACAGAAAGAACGGAAAUCGACCUUUUAAAUAUAGAUGUAAAAAAUGAAGAGCUCAACUUAUUAAAAACGGUUCCUUUUGAUCAAAUUAACAUGAAGUUUAUCUCCAUAGCAAUUUCAAUGGAAAUGCCAAAAAGUGGCGUUUCGGACAUUAUUACUUUUUUAGGUGGUAUGGGAUUCAAUGCAAAUACUCAAUUUGAUAACCAUGUUCAACACACACGGGAUAUUGUGUUCGAACAUAAAUAAGUUGCGUUGUAAGGUGACCUUGCAUUAAUACCCUUUUGUGCCACUCAAAUGUUCCUAUCAGAAAAUAAAGUUGGAUACAGUUUAAUAAUAUGAUGCUGUGGAUUAUAACUGGUUAUUCAAUAGAAUCAACUCGUCUUAGACCCAUGCCAUUUAUACCCGGAGUGGAUGUCGAUCAGCAAAAGCGUGAAUUAGCCUCAAAAGUGUGUGUCAAUGGCAGGAAACUAUAGUUCAGAGACACCCCUUUGAUGGCAUCUAUAUGUGUCACAGACAAUUAAAUUAUCAAAGUAAGUUGUUGGUUUUAUCGCGCACUACCAGCCUUUCAACUUUUAAAUAAAAAUUCAUGCAGGUAACGGUUGCAUUAAAUUAAAACGUGGGUGAUAACUAGGGUGUAAGUGUAUCCGCUGGUUGAUAAUAGUCAAUAUACAACUGGCGGUAGUUUUUCUUUGAUGUCCAUAGCAGUUAUAUCUCAUAACAACCUGUCAUGACGUCAUCAUAGGUUGAUAUAAUUACUCGGUUCAUAUCAACCGCUGAUGACGUCAUGACAAGUUGAUUUUUUUUUAUAAACAAUACUUUUAUUCAGGAUGUCUGAAUGGGAUUGGGGAACAGGCUUAGCCUAUGUAAAACCCCUCUCCCUAGAUACAUAGUAUUAAAACAAAGGAACAAAAUGGGUGUACAUGUAUAUACACAGUUAAAAUGACAAACACAUACAUAUAUAAGUGUAAAUACAUAUAAUGAGAUGGAUGGAGAAUGUAUAAUAUAUACUAUAUGUUACAUUGUUACGUAAAUUUAAAAUUAAUAUUGUAAAUUAAACAACUAGUAAGCGAGAUUAAAAUCUGUUUGACAUAUCAAUAAACUUGUGGACUUGGU